AAGGAGAGCCUGGCUCUGAGUAUGAGCAAGGCUGUGGCGCUGACGGAGGCGCUGCUGGAGCCCCUCGGCGAUGAGGCCAAGGCUGGCAGGGAGCAGCGGGCAGCGGGCACGGAGCUGCUCCCUGGAGGCAGGACUGCGGGAGGAGGGGGCUCGGAGGAGCCGGAGCGGAAGGGGAGGCAGAGUCAGGAGGAUGAGAAUGUGCUUAAAGUUGCCGAUGCCAAGAAAACCUUCGAAAAGCCCAAGGCGUCGGAGGGGACAGCAGCAGCACCAGCGCCCAAAAAAGACACCAUGAGGCGGGUGGUACGACAGAGCAAAUUCCGGCACGUCUUCGGGCAGGCGGUGAAGAACGACCAGUGCUACGACGACAUCCGCGUGUCGCGCGUCACCUGGGACAGCUCCUUCUGCGCCGUCAACCCCCGCUUCGUGGCCAUCAUCGUGGAUGCCAGCGGGGGGGGAGCCUUCCUGGUGCUGCCUCUGCACAAGACAGGCAGGAUUGACAAGUCCUACCCCACAGUGUGUGGCCACACGGGGCCAGUGCUGGACAUCGACUGGUGUCCCCACAAUGACCAGGUCAUCGCCAGCGGCUCCGAGGACUGCACUGUCAUGGUGUGGCAGAUUCCUGAGAAUGGGCUCACCCUGUCCCUGACAGAGCCUGUGGUAGUGCUAGAGGGCCAUUCCAAGAGAGUUGGCAUCGUGGCCUGGCAUCCGACGGCGCGGAACGUGCUGCUGAGCGCAGGCUGUGAUAAUGCCAUCAUCAUCUGGAAUGUGGGAACAGGAGAAGCCCUCAUCAACCUGGAUGACAUGCACGUGGAUAUGAUCUACAACGUGAGCUGGAAUCGCAAUGGCAGCCUCAUCUGCACAGCUUCCAAAGACAAAAAAGUCCGAGUCAUCGACCCCAGGAAACAAGAAAUUGUUGCUGAGAAAGAGAAAACCCACGAGGGAGCGCGGCCCAUGCGAGCCAUUUUCCUGGCGGACGGGAACAUCUUCACCACCGGCUUCAGCCGCAUGAGCGAGCGGCAGCUGGCGCUGUGGAACCCGAAAAACAUGGAGGAGCCAAUAGCCCUUCAUGAGAUGGACACCAGCAAUGGGGUCCUGCUGCCCUUCUAUGACCCAGACACCAACAUCAUUUACCUGUGUGGGAAGGGUGACAGCAGCAUCCGCUACUUCGAGAUCACGGAUGAGUCCCCGUACGUUCACUACCUCAACACCUUCAGCAGCAAAGAGCCGCAGAGGGGCAUGGGGUUCAUGCCAAAGAGGGGCCUUGAUGUCAACAAGUGUGAGAUUGCCAGGUUCUUCAAGCUCCACGAGAGGAAGUGUGAGCCCAUCAUCAUGACGGUUCCCCGCAAGUCUGACCUCUUCCAGGAUGACCUGUACCCAGACACAGCCGGCCCAGAAGCAGCUCUGGAAGCAGAGGAGUGGUUUGAGGGCAAGAACGCUGAUCCUCUCCUCAUCUCCUUGAAGCAUGGGUACAUUCCAGGCAAAAACAGGGAUCUCAAGGUGGUCAAGAAGAACAUACUGGACAACAAACCUGCUGGGAACAAGAAGAGUGAUCUCAUCAGUGCUCCAAAGAAAGCAGCGGAUGCCUCAAACCCCCAAAACGAUGCCAAAUUGGAGGAGAUCCUGAAGGAGCUGAAAUGCAUCAAGGACACGAUCUCCAACCAGGACGAGCGCAUCGCCAAGCUGGAGCAGCAGAUGGCCAAGAUCGGGGACUGACGGGGCCAGCCCAGGCACAUCCCAGCUCCCAGUUCAGCCAGCAGCAGCCUGCAGCAUUCCAGUAUGAGCUUUCCUCUUCUCCUCAACCCACCUCGACAAGAGCCCAUGAUUUCAAGCCAAGCUUUUUAGUGAAAGAUUUUUUUUUUUUUUUUUUUUUUUUUUUCAUUUCCCGAUGUUCCGGUGAAUUUCUGUGACUGUGUCAAAAACAAGGCAAAAAUGAGAAGUGCUACUUUUACAGGUUUUUUUUUUUUUUUUUGGGUUUUUUUUCCCCAGAUGUUAUUAUGAAUCCUUGAAAAACUAAUCCGUUCUUGACUUCCAAUGUCGUGCCCAAAUAUCUUUUUUUAGAUUUAGGGACCAACGCCACAUUGUUCUUAACCAUUUUUAUUUUUAUUAGAGUUGCCAAAAAAUAGAAAAAAAAAAGCUUUUAUUUUUCUUAUUUGCCACUUCUGCAGUAUUUGUGUUUCCAUUCCAAGGGACAGGGGAUGUGGGGGGUGUUUACACUGUGCAGAGAACAAAGCUGAAGCUAUUUUGUAUAAAUCCUCCAUUUGGAACAAUCAGGUGGGUUCCCUUCCCUUCUCUUCCCUGUGGAAUCCCCUUGGAGAUGGAAUCAGCUGCCUUUCCUGCUCCACAAUGUGUCCCCAGCCCCAUUGGCUGACAGAAAAUUACAAAUAGAUCAUUCUGAACAAGAGGAUUUAUUUCCUACUGAAGUUUUAAGCCAGCACCAUGUUCCCAUUUUCCUACAAUCCCAAGGUUUUGAUGCCAUGACCAAACUCCUGCAUUUUACUUGCUCAUUUUUAUUUCCAUUUUGAGACAGAAGUGACUUCCAUGCAGGAAUCCAUGGAGCAUGGAGUUGCAGAUGAGCUGUGGGCUGCCAGCAGUCCUUGCUGACCCCAACACUCCUGAGCUCAUGGAUUUUGAGAAGCUUUUGGAAUCCAUCAGCCCUUCCCACCAGUGCUGAUGAUAGGAAUUUUCUGUGCUUCCAAGGCAGCAUCAGCAGCAGAAAGGUGAUUUUUCCAUGAUAAUUCUCCACAAACAAAAUGCCUCUGUUGUUACUUUUUGACCAUUUGUUUUCUCCUGUCCAUCAUUCCCAUUCCUGCCUCCCACCCUGCCAUGCUGGAAAGCUUUGCAGGAAAGGAUUUGUUCCCAGAUCAGAUGAGCAACCCCAAACCCCCCCCCCUGCACUCCCAGCCCUUCAGAGCAGAAGGGACUGGGAGGGUGGAUUUGAUCCCAGUUUGGAGAACUGGUUUCUCACACAGCUCCUUUGGGGUCCUGCAGGGAGAAGCCCUGUGAGUGCUCCAGGCUGGCUCCUCCUGGAAUUCCAUGGAAGCUCAGCUCAGCCAAGCUCUGCUCAGGCUCCUGUGAAGGAGCUGUCAGGGAUGGGGCAGGCUGGCUCCCUGCUCCCAGGCUGUGUCCUUGUGCUGGGAAUGGGAUCCAGGACACCCUGGAAAGUUGUGCCAAGCAAGGUUGGUGCUGCCAUUCCUGGCACAGCCCAUCCAGAGGUGGGCAGAGACCAUCAGGGGUCUGAGAGCUCUGGAUCCCUGUCCCAGCUGGACUCUGUCCCUGUGGCAGCUCCCAGUGGACACGAGUCCCUUCAUCCAGGCUGAAGUGAUUGAUUUUUUUUAUUUUCCAUUAGUUUAGCUAGGAAUUCUCCGAUUUUUCCAUUUUUCCCCAAUGUUUGCAUGUUCAGAACUUCCAGUUAAGGAUUCCCUGUUGUGGAGGGAUGUGUGUGUGGAGGCAGAAUCGGGGAUGUAGCUGGAGAGGCACAAGGAUGGGACGGAGGAGACAGAGGAUGUGGUGGGAUUGCAGAGCAGGAAAGCUUCAGAAAAGUGGGAUUUCUGUGUUUUAGGGACAAGUGGCACCCCCUGCCCUGUGCCCGUGGAUCCACAAUCCGGCUGCUCCGGGUUCUUUGGCUGUUUGGUGACGUUUCUGUAUUGCAGUAAAUGCCUGAGAUGUGUAUUUUUAUGGAUUUUUUUUUUUUUUUCUCUUUUGGAACCCGAACCCGAAGGUCGUUCUCCCCACAGUGGUGAUUUCUGUGUUGAUUUGUACGUGUGACUUCAGGGUUGUGUGCUCGGAGACCUCGGGUUUGUUCCUAACAUUGGAGGGAAAUCAGUUUUGGGAGCCGCUGGAUUGAGGUGCCCGGGGGUGGGGGUGUGGGAGAUUUUAGUUCCUAGCCUGUAUUUUAUUUAAAUGAACUGAUGCCUCGCCAGGCUCAACCGGAGUCAGUGCCUGAAGCUUUUUGUAGCCGUGAUAUCCCGGGAGAGAACCAGCCCAGUCCGGAAAGACGCGCUCUUAUAGAGCGGCCAGAGUAUCUGUCCAAAUAUUUGCUUCCAUUUUCAAAAGAUAAAAGUCAUUGAUUAUAAACUG
Molecule: messenger RNA, 4077 nt
Organism: Oenanthe melanoleuca
Lineage: Eukaryota; Metazoa; Chordata; Aves; Passeriformes; Muscicapidae
Gene: CORO1C
Product: coronin 1C
Exons: 11
Coding region: 22-1713 (563 amino acids)
Biological process (GO): actin filament organization; neural crest cell migration
Molecular function (GO): actin filament binding
Source: RefSeq, a predicted model, not a curated record